This is a messenger RNA of Prorocentrum cordatum, 378 nucleotides long. Lineage: Eukaryota; Dinophyceae; Prorocentrales; Prorocentraceae. The record is from the annotation of a GenBank genome assembly.
AUGAAGGCCAUGCUCGCCCAGGCCGCGCAGCAGCGGGCGGCCGACCAGGCCCGUUGGCAGGAGGACCUCCGCGGGCUCAAGGAGAAGCACCUGAAGGAGAUGCGCAGGCUCAACGGCGGGGGCGCCAUGGCCAGCAGCGCGCACACCGACCAGCUCACCCAGUUCAACGAGCAGAUGAUCGGGGAGCUGACCGCGAUGCAGCAGCACAUCCACGUCGUGAAGGAGGACACCAUCGACGCCGUCGUGCUCGAGGGCGACAGCGUCUUCGAGUCCCAGCAGAGUUCGGACCGCCACGCACAGGAGCAGUGGAGCCAGGAGCAGCCCUACGGGCUCGUGGGCAGCACCGACUCCGACGACAUGGCGGGAGUCGUGCCCUGA